Molecule: messenger RNA, 588 nt
Organism: Enterobius vermicularis (human pinworm)
Lineage: Eukaryota; Metazoa; Nematoda; Chromadorea; Rhabditida; Oxyuridae
Source: the annotation of a GenBank genome assembly
AUGACUGCAGUGACAAUAAUAAAUUUCAGUAGUUUGUCGGGAACACAGGUUACAAACGGUGAUGAAAAAAUUAAUGCUGAUAUCUUGAAUUUAAUUACUGUUGGUUUGUUGGGUGGUUAUGCGAUAAGAGAGGUUAAAGCGUACAAUGAUCGAAUUUAUUUGGAGAGAUAUCGUCGAAGUUAUUGGCUUGGAGAAAAAUAUUAUCAAAUGGAUAAUCUAUAUUAUUUAACUACAAGAGAUACGUGCUUUUAUCAUAUGAGUGAAACUGAACGACAAGGAUUGAAGUAUGAAAAUGACUGGACACCAAUUACAACAGUUGUAUAUCAAUGUCAAAAGUAUGCUCAGUAUUGUUGCGGGUUAGACUGUUGUGAUAUAACAAAAACAGAAAUUCGAAGUGUACCCGAACAGCCUAUGAAAUAUCCGUGGUCAAAACCUGUUGCAUCAACUGCAACCAAUUUACAGCAGCUUUCACCGUUCAGAAGCAGCACCAACGGUGGCAACGGCCGCAACAUUAUUAUUUGUAUUGUAAAAGAAAAUAAAUAUUGUCCGAUAAGCGGUGAUGUCGUUUCAGCGCAGAUAUGUGAAUAA